Molecule: messenger RNA, 2609 nt
Organism: Gekko japonicus
Lineage: Eukaryota; Metazoa; Chordata; Lepidosauria; Squamata; Gekkonidae
Gene: SRM
Product: spermidine synthase
Exons: 8
Coding region: 48-977 (309 amino acids)
Biological process (GO): spermidine biosynthetic process
Cellular component (GO): cytosol
Molecular function (GO): spermidine synthase activity
Source: RefSeq, a predicted model, not a curated record
CCCUUGCCGCCGGAGGGAGGGAGGGAGGGAGGCCGGCGGCCCGCCUGAUGGAGCCCGCGGAGGCCGGCCGGGCAGGCGGCCCCGGCGGCGGGGAAGCGGCCCCGGGCCCAGCCGGCAUCCGCGAGGGCUGGUUCCGCGAGACCUGCAGCCUCUGGCCCGGCCAGGCCCUCUCCUUGCAAGUGGACCAAGUCCUGCACCACCGGCGCUCGCCCUUCCAGGAGAUCCUCGUCUUCAGGAGCAAAACGUACGGGAAUGUCUUAGUCCUUGAUGGUGUGAUCCAGUGCACGGAGAGAGAUGAGUUUUCGUACCAAGAAAUGAUCGCCAACCUGCCUUUGUGUAGCCAUCGAAAUCCACGCAAGGUGCUCAUAAUUGGGGGCGGCGAUGGGGGCGUCCUCCGCGAAGUGGUGAAGCAUCCGUCCGUGGAGUCCGUGAUACAGUGUGAAAUCGACGAGGAUGUGAUAGAGGCAUCCAAGAAAUACCUCCCGGGCAUGGCGGUGGGAUACUCCAGCCCAAAACUCACCCUGCACGUUGGGGAUGGCUUUGAGUUCAUGAAACGCAACCAAGAGGCAUUUGACGUGAUCAUCACGGACUCCUCCGACCCCAUGGGUCCUGCAGAGAGCUUAUUCAAAGAAUCGUACUACCAGCUGAUGAAGACAGCUCUAAGGGAAGACGGCAUUCUUUGCUGCCAAGGAGAAUGUCAGUGGCUGCACCUCGACCUCAUUAAGGAGAUGCGCCAGUUCUGCAAGUCGCUGUUCCCCGUGGUGGAGUAUGCCUAUUGCACCAUCCCAACGUACCCAAGCGGCCAGAUCGGCUUCAUGCUCUGCAGCAAGGACCCGAGCACGAAUUUCAGGGAGCCUGUGCAGCGGCUGUCCCCGGAGCAAGUGGACGCGAUGGGCCUUAAGUAUUACAACUCAGACAUCCACCGGGCAGCCUUUGUCCUACCAGAAUUUGCACGGAAGGCCCUGAGUACGGUGUGAAAGCUUUGUCGGGGGCAGCUCGGCCUCUCAACGUGGACCCCGAAGACUUCGACGUGAGGCCGUCGCGGCAGGGUUUCCUCCAGCGGGGGGCCUCAGCAGCUUCCCUCUGGCCCCCGGCCCGGCCAGCCCCACUUUGCCAGCCAAACAUUCCUUCCUGCGAUGUAUCGAAAGACUUUGGGGCUCACGCCUGGCGGGACUCCUGGGGGGAAGGCUUCGAUGGGGGUCCGUUGCUUCCGCGGUUUGUUCCGGGACUGGGGAAGUCACAAAGAGCUUCUCGGCCCCCUGCCCCCCACCCCCUGCCCUCAAAGUGCAGUAUUUAUAACUGACAAGUGUUCUCUCUUCCUGCUCCUCCGGCCCGUUGCCUGCCAGCGUGGAGAGGUCCAAAGCCCGGUUUCAAUAUGCUGCCGUCGGUGCCGUGGGGAGGGGAGGGGGAAGGCAUCACACACACACACACACACACACACACACACACACACACCUGGUCGGUUCCUUCUGGCUUCCCUGUUCCAUUUGCCUUCCCUGUUCCAUUUGCCAUAAGACGCACACGUCUCUCUCACCUCGCUGGCCCACUCCCAAGCCCAGACGUUCUGCUCUUGAUGGUAAGCCCGUUGCCUCCGGGGAGCACCGUUUCUAAUUGGCUUGGAGGAGGGAGCGGCUCUUUGGCCUUUCCCGGAAGGGAACUGUUCCCUGUUCCUAUCUUGAAUGAGAUCACGGGGGGAGGACCUGGGCAAACUGGGAAUCGUGGCUGGAAGGAACUGGGUGGCCUUUCUGGGCGGGCCGUUGACCCACCCAGGCCAGGUCAGCGAUGCUGUUGACCGCUUACCUUCUUCGUCCGUCCCCCACCCAGUCCCCUGAAAUUGCUGGGGGUAAGAAGCAUGUUUCCUCCAGGGCUGGGGCCGAGAAGCAGAUAGCUCAUCUUCGUGUUCCUAAAGUAGUUCCUUUUUUAAAAGAAAACCAAAACCCUCCCCUUCUGUUGGUGUUUCCCCCUCUAAUGGCCCUGCUGUUAAGAACAGGUGGCUAUCAAAGGCAGAGUUUAAGGAGAUCGUUGUGGGAACACAGUCCAUUCAUUUGGGGGGGCUUUGUCUGGAUGUUUGUAGGCCGGAGGCCGUUUUUCUGCCUGUUGACAUUUGCUGACAGGUCUCUUUUCCCUACGUUUAUAGACAGUGAUGCAAUGGGAAAUUAAGUAUGUUUUCUAGCUCUGGUUGUCAUAACAGAAGGUAUGCCCUUGGGGGGGAGGAGGGAAAGGAUUUAUUAGCAUCCCCUCUUCAAAGUUAAUGGUGAGGGGCUUCUGGGGUUGGUUUUUUUUUUUUUUGGUCCUGUUUCAUCUGUAUUGGGGGGGGGAGACAGAAAAAGAGACUCUAGUAGCUAUUCACGUUACCCCACGAUUCCUGGACAUUGAACACAGCAUCCUCUAUUCCGUUUACACUGGAAUUUGGAAUGAUAUGUAAAACUCAAGAUCAUGAGAAGAAAAAAACAUCUUCCCUUCUAGUUGUGUUCCUUUUUGCCUUAUGGAAGGGGAAGAAAGGAGUUCAGGGCUGGAGCCCGUGGUUUCCAUGCGCGAGGUUCCAGGCUCAGUACCAGCACCAGUGUUCCCUCUAAGCUGAGUGAGUGUGAGCUAGCUCACAGUUUUUU